Fraxinus pennsylvanica is the source of this 2274-nucleotide messenger RNA. The record is from the annotation of a GenBank genome assembly. NCBI's taxonomy places the organism in Eukaryota, Viridiplantae, Streptophyta, Magnoliopsida, Lamiales, Oleaceae.
AUGGUGGCUGAGAAUGAAAAGAACGAGCCUUUGGCGGACUCUCCGACUUCUGUGCUUGAAGAUGAGGAUACCUGCAAAGAGGCAGUUGGAGAUAAGCCAGAGAAAGAACUAUUACUUCCCGCAGAAAAUACAGAUUCUUCUAUUAUUUCAAAGAGCAUGGCAGAAGAGGAAGAGAGGCUGAUGGGAGAGCGACUUAAGGAAGAAGAGGAAAAGAUGAAUGAGCCUAAGGAGGAACCUCACUUGAAUGACAUCCAGUUCACUAAACUUGAUGAGCUUCUUACACAGACUCAGCUUUACUCAGAGUUUCUUCUGGAGAAAAUGGACACCAUCACAAUGAAUGGCCUGGAAAAUGACGACCAAACUGUUAAAGAAGGCAACAAGGGACGUGGUUCAAAAAGAAAGGCUGGCACAAGUUAUAAUACUAGGAAGGCCAAGAGAGCCGUUGCAGCCAUGCUCACAAGAUCUAAUGAUGGUGUCCCUGCUGAAGAUUCAACCCUAACAGAGGAAGAGAGAGUUGAGAAAGAGCAGGCUGAAGUGGUACCUCUAUUAACUGGUGGAAAGCUGAAGUCUUAUCAAAUUAAAGGUGUAAAGUGGAUGAUCUCGUUGUGGCAAAAUGGACUAAAUGGGAUCCUUGCAGAUCAAAUGGGGCUAGGAAAAACAAUUCAAACAAUUGCUUUUCUUGCACAUCUCAAAGGAAAUGGGUUAGAUGGACCUUAUAUGGUCAUCGCUCCUCUUUCUACUCUUUCAAAUUGGAUGAAUGAAAUUGCAAGGUUUGUGCCUUCACUGUAUGCAAUCAUUUACCAUGGUGAUAAAAAGGCUAGGGAUGAUAUUAGAAGAAAGCACAUGCCCAAAAUAAUAGGGCCCAAAUUUCCUAUUGUAAUUACUUCUUAUGAAAUUGCACUAAGUGAUGCGCGGAGAUGCUUGAGGCAUUACAACUGGAAAUAUGUUGUGGUUGAUGAGGGACACAGGUUGAAGAACUCAAAAUGCAAACUGGUGAAGGAAUUGAAACAAUUACCCAUUGAGAAUAAGCUUUUAUUGACAGGCACACCUCUGCAAAACAACUUGGCUGAGCUUUGGUCAUUGUUGAAUUUCAUUCUUCCUGAUAUAUUCUCAUCGCAUGAGGAGUUCGAAUCAUGGUUUGAUUUCUCUGGGAAGUGCAACAAUGAAGCCCUCAAGGAAGAAUUGGAAGAGAAACGAAGGGCACAGGUGGUGGCCAAGCUUCAUGCUAUAUUGCGUCCUUUUCUCCUACGUAGAAUGAAAUCAGACGUUGAACAAAUGCUUCCCCGUAAAAAGGAAAUUAUAUUAUAUGCCACAUUGACUGCUCAUCAGAAGAACUUCCAGGAUCAUCUCAUUAAUCGGACGCUGGAAGAUCACUUACGAGAGACAGUGGAUAGUGGGCGUGGCAUGAAGGUAAAGUUGAAUAAUUUGAUGGUUCAACUUAGGAAGAACUGCAGUCACCCUGACCUGUUGGAGUCUGCUUUUGAUGGUUCUUAUUUUUACCCACCUGUUGAACAGAUAGUGGGGCAGUGUGGCAAGUUUCAGUUGUUGGAUAGAUUGCUGGCCAAGCUGUUUGAGCGCAAGCACAAAGUUUUGAUCUUCUCCCAGUGGACGAAAAUAUUGGACAUAAUGGAGUACUAUUUUUCUGAAAAGGGGUUUGAAGUCUGUAGAAUUGAUGGCAAUGUGAAGUUGGCAGAAAGAAAAAGACAGAUUGAGGAGUUCAACGAUGUUAACAGUGAUUAUAGGAUCUUCCUUCUCAGCACCAGGGCCGGUGGUCUGGGUAUUAAUCUUACUUCUGCGGACACUUGCAUUUUAUACGACAGCGACUGGAAUCCACAGAUGGAUUUGCAGGCAAUGGAUCGGUGUCACAGGAUUGGGCAAACAAAACCUGUUCAUGUUUACAGGCUAGCUACUGCUCAGUCUGUUGAGGGUCGAAUUCUGAAAAGAGCUUUUAGCAAGUUGAAGCUCGAGCAUGUGGUGAUCGGGCAAGGGCAGUUUAAGCAAGAAAGAACCAAGACAGAUGGCAGUGAUGUCAUGACGGAAGAGGAACUGCUAGCACUUCUUCGAGAUGAAGAAGACGGAGAGGAUAAGUGGAUACAAACGAGCAUCAGUGAUGAAAAUCUGGAGAAAAUUUUGGAUCGCAGUGAUCUGAUUACGAAUUCUUCCAAGGACAAAAACCCUGAGACAAAGCCAACCCCUAUUCCUCUUAAAGGACCUGGUUGGGAAGUUGUUAUCCCAACCACAACUGGUGGAAUGCUGUCGACCCUCAACAGCUGA